AUGCAACGCGAGAAAGCGCGAGAAGGACCGAGAGAGAAAACAGAGAGCGACAGGUGCGCAAACGCCCACGUGGAGCUCACUUCUUUAAAGCAUCAUCGCGGACGGUGGAAGAACGAAGCAGAAGCAGAAACAGAAGAAGAUGACGACGACGAUGAUGACGAUGACGACGAGGACGACGAAGAGGACGAGGAAGAUGACCGACCGGCUUCCUUGAGCCGGUUGAACAGACCGACACUCGCUCUACACCCAAGUUGCACUCAUACCGAGUGCAUGUGGUGGGUCGAAGAUGUUAGCAGUAACUCGAGUGUAUCACAGCAGACGCGGUCCAAUCAAGAAUGGAGAAACCCAGUCGAAGCCAGUCAAAUACCCCUAAGGCUAUUCCUCGACUACGCCGAUGAAAAAGGCCACGACAAGGGCCGAUGA
Messenger RNA from Formica exsecta, 423 nucleotides. Its product is annotated as protein FAM50A-like. The coding region runs from base 1 to 423 and encodes 140 amino acids. NCBI's taxonomy places the organism in Eukaryota, Metazoa, Arthropoda, Insecta, Hymenoptera, Formicidae. The transcript is spliced from 2 exons. The record is from RefSeq and is a predicted model, not a curated record.